UUCGAUACAAUCCAUUUUCACCAAUGUUGCUGUGCGACAUCGCUUGAUAUCAUGAUGUCUACAUCACAGAGCUUUAACCAAGAGUUUAAGAUCGAAACGUGGACUCUGUACGGUGUAGGAAUGCUCGCGAUCUUCACCCGGCUGGCAUCGCAAAUUCGAAGGCUGGGGAUCAAAAGACUUCGGACAGAUGAUUGGCUUAUCAUUACUGUAAUACCAUGGUAUACUCUCCUCGUUGUCUCCGUCAACAGAGUCAUAAUCGGCGGGGGAUCCAACUACAUGACACCGGAGGAUAUCGCGGCAUUGACACCGCAGACCAAGGCAGAUAGAAUAAGUGGGAGUAAAUGGGUGUUAGUCUCGGAAGAAGUGAUGGUACUUUGUGUUUGGACUUGCAAGAUUUGCAUGCUGUUGAUAUACAGACGCUUGACUGAAGGAUUGACUCGAGGAAAGAUAAUCAAUGCUGUUUUAAUAUAUGUUGCUGCUGGUUUUGUGGCCUGCCAGAUUGCGCUCUUCACAACCUGCAGACCAUUCUCGGGAUACUGGGCGGUCCCGGCUACCGACGAUCAAUGCUGGUCAUACUACAACUUCGAGAUAGUUGAAGGAACUUUCAACGUCAGUGCUGACUUGGUUGUCCUCCUUGUUGCCAUUCCUCUCCUAAUGAAACUCCGAAUCCCCAUCCAGCAGAAGAUUAUACUGGUCUGCGUCUUUGGAAUGGGUGUUUUUGUCAUCGCUGCAGCAAUAUUGACGAAGGUUUACUCCCUCGUUCCAGAUUUGGUAUCAUACUCGUACCUGAACUGGUACUUCCGCGAAGCUUCUGUCUCGAUCUAUGUCACGAACCUCCCUGCAAUCUGGGCACUGUUUCGCGAUAUCUUCCCUGCUGUGAAAUACUGGGGUUAUCCGUCCAGGACGUACAGUGAUGGAACUGUCGAGAACCGAAAAACUUGGUUACCUCAAUUCGGGACGAAUUAUAGCGGAGGCCCGGAUGUCGAAUUUAGAGACGAUCUGGAGAUGUUUGACCGCUUGGGAAUGACGAACUCUAUAGAAGGUUUGGAUGGGAGGAGCAAAGAUCAGGGCUUGGCUCUAUCAGUCUCAGAAUUGAGCACUUCAGGUCAUCUUGCCGUGUAUAAGGACGUGCCAUUCAUUAUUGCGGGGAAGAAAGUCUGAAAAGAAAGGCCGAAAAGAAAGGUGCCCAGCUUGGAGCUCAUCGAACUUUCUUGAAUUGUAAGAUCAACUUGUCACCCUUCGGUCCAGCACUAUACGCAUCCAGCUGCUCGAUAUCCCCAUCAUCGAUAAUUUUCGUCGUAUAAUUCGUAUAUAUUGCAGCCACAACAAUCUUCAGCUCU
Hyaloscypha bicolor E is the source of this 1340-nucleotide messenger RNA. RefSeq lists its product as uncharacterized. The record is from RefSeq and is a predicted model, not a curated record. Bases 52 to 1161 code for a protein of 369 amino acids. NCBI's taxonomy places the organism in Eukaryota, Fungi, Ascomycota, Leotiomycetes, Helotiales, Hyaloscyphaceae. The transcript is spliced from 4 exons.